GCUGCUUUUCUGACUUGGUCUGUCGAGGCGUUUUCCCAAGAGGAAAUAUAAUAAACAGUGACUUGUUUACAGCCAGCGACAGUCCUUAUCUUGACAGCACAGACAGGAACUUCUGUUUUCCAUAUAAAAACAUACGAUGACUUGUUUUCAGCUGAUCAAUAGUUCUGAAAUGAUCGUUUCCGCCGGGAGGCUCUUCGGGAGGCUGUGAUCUGAGCUGAUCAGGCUCUUAAAAUGGAGGCUGUAAGGACAAAGAAGAGCAAAACAAAAAGCAGCGGAAAGUCUCAGCAGGUCAGGAAGCAGAAACAGGCUGACGAGGAGAAAAGAGCCGCAGCUCCACCUUCUCUCUGUGAUGAAGCCUCCAGCUCUGGCUUCACUGAGAUCCCCCUCAGUCUGCCUCCUUGUCCUCCUCCUCAGGAGACCCUGGAGGAGAAGGAGAAUCCUGUCCAAAGUUCCAACACAGCAGCACAGCCUGCUGAGUCACAACAGACCCCCUCGGUGUCGACCACAUCACAUUUAACUACGACUCUACAGUCAGGCCUGAACUUGUCAGCAGUGAUGCCAAAAGAGAGAGCUCACCAAGCAGAGUCAGACAAAGAAGUAGACAAAGAUGGUGGGGUGGGAGGUCCAGGGAUUGAUCCUAAAGUUGCACAAAGAACCAUUGAGCCAGAGAAUGACUUGCACUUGUGGAAUCAAGCUUUUGUUACAGCUCAGUUUGACAACCUGAGUGCCCCUGCUUUGUACCCAUCUCUUCCAAAACUGGAGGAGGAUUCUGCGAUACAGCUCUGCGAGGAAGCUGUAAAAAACUGUGGAAGGGAACCUGCUGUGUUGGCGCUUCCUGAGCAGGAGUCUUCUCCUUUGAGUCUGCAGCCUCUGAAAUCUGUAGCUGAGCUUUCAAGGAGCAAACUGUACCCAGAAUUACCCAAAACGGCUCCAGAGAUGCAGGCAUUUUCGCUGGAGCAGCUGAGGGUCUGGGAGCCAAGCGGCGGGUUGCGAUCAUGGCUGGAAGGUGUGGAGCUGUGUGCCACCCAGUUCUGUGCUCUGGCCCAUCAGGAGAACCAUGAACUGACAGAACUUCUACAGAACUACUGGCGCUGCCGCAGACAGCUGAGCCAGUCGCACACACAGCUGCACACCCAGUCGUCAGACUGCAGGAGCACACAGAAUCGCCUCUGGAGCUUCAAAGAUGAGCAGCUCAAGCUUCAGGGGGUGUGUGCAGACCAGUGUAAGGUGUGUGGAUACCAUCGUUUCCAGCAGGCAGAGUUUAGUCGGAGCGUUUGGGCCGAGCUCCAGGUUCUGUUUGAGAGUUGCAGUGAGCUGCUCCACCAGAGAGUGGUGCUGCAUGCCUACACCACUCUGCUGUCCCGCCUGCAGGUCGAAUCAUACCUGUAUCGCCUACUGAAAGAUUACUCUGGAAGCCAACUGCAGCCUUGUUCUCUUCAACCCCUGAAAGAGGCCAUCAGUGUCCUGUUUAGUUUCACCCGUAGAGUCCUUGAUGACGCACAGUUCCAGACGGACAUCCAUCAGUGGCUGGAGCGACUGGUCGUCAUCUUGUUGCACGUUGGAGGGUCAGAGGAGCACUUUUACCUGCUGUGCCAUCUUUUAUGCUGCCCUGCUGGGGUGGGAAAGUGGGCUACACCCUUCCUUCAAAUUCAAGUGUGGAGGACCAGCUCAGGAGUGCAAGACUUCAUGCAAGCUUUAGCCAUCCUAAUGUCACCUGCCAGGCACCGGGCAGAGUUUCUGGGUCACAUGAAGCCAUGCGAGAGCCAGACUUCAACAACGUCAGGACCCCAGUCUGGCAACUGGACCCUCGUUGACGAAGGUGGAGAGGAGGAUGAUGACCCAGAGACCAGCUGGUUGCUGCUCUGUGAGGAGGAUUUGAUCUCCCUGCUGAACCAGUUCCCCUUCCAGCAGCUUUACUCGCACAUGCUAGGGAUGAGCAAGCAGGGUGUGUAUGAGCCCCAGGCCUGCUCCAGUCAGAGGAUGAUGCGCGUCUUUGCCUUUGCUUCCUCGCUGAUUGAAAUCCUCUCUCUUGGUUUGCAAACCUAUAACAGAGCGCAGUACAGGCAGCUCGUCAAACGAAUAGGACACAUCAUACGUAUGACGGUGUGUUAUGUGAGUGAUCACUGGGCCCAGUAUGUGAGUGUGAACGAUGCUGCUGGGUCCAGCUCUCUUGUUCACUCCAUGUCUUUGGACAAACUGCAGCUGGAAUAUGAUCAUCUCUUCUUCAGGGCUGUUUUACACGUUCUCAGAAAUAAAAGGUUGGGCAUUUGGUUGUUUAUGUCGGAGAUGCCAUAUGGGACUCUGUCCAGCUCUAUGCGGUGGAAAGUCCUUUAUGUGAUGCAAUGUGCAGAAACAGCAGGAUUGGAAACACUCAGCACAGUUGCAGACACACAUUCCUGCAUUCAAGCUCUCAGAGACCCAAACCACCAGGACAGAUUUGAGCGAUGGCUGUGUGAGGUGAACAGCUCCGAUGGCAUCUCCCUCCUCACUGCACUCGCACACAUGGCCACACCAGUUCAACACUUUGACCCCGCUUUCAUCACAACCAUCACUCUGCUGAUCUAUCAGGUGUCUUAUGUCAGUGUGUCUACCAGAGAAACUUACUCUAAGGUGGGGAGGGAGUUGCUGGCUGUCGUAGCUACAGCCCAUCCCCAUGUUAUCUCUGUGCUCCUGGAGAGACUGAGAGAGACCAUACAGACUGUUGGAAUGAUGGCUUUGUACUUGUGCAAAGAGCUGCCUCUGAGUUUGUGGAAGCCGCAGCCAGAGGAAAUAUCUGUGAUUGGAGCCUGGUUGCUCCAGCACCCUUUGUCUGCAGUGGAGAACCGGUUGGCUUGUGUUAUCCUGGAGGGUCUCAACUGGGGUUACACACAGGACGGGCUGUUGGCUCUGCCCUCCAUCCUCCACAGUGAGGUGGCUCUGCUGGUGGCUGAAGCCUAUCAGAAGUAUCUCACAGAUAAACCAAACAGUGGCCUCAUUUCAGAAGGAAUCAAACAGGUGUCCUACCUGGCCAGCGUCCUUCGUUUGGGUGUGUCUCCUGAAGCAUCUUUCAGUCAGUGGGCAUGGCAGAUGUUGCUGCGGCUGAAACUCCAUGGGAAUGCCCAGAACCCUAAAGGGGUCUGGGCAGUGCCUGCUUUGGCGUCCAACCCACCUCCGGAGCUUACACAUGCUCCCAGCAUGCACUCUGUUCUCAGGGCUGUAAAAGCAGGUCUCCCAAUUGGAUGUUACCUGUCCCUGGCCAUGACAGUAGUGGGACAUAGACUUGAAAACUUUUGCACUGAUGGAGUUGAGCUGUUAAAAAGUUUGAUUCAGUCUCGCUACCUGAGAGCAGCUGUACAUCUGCUGGAUAACAUCCUACCUCCCACCUAUCCUCUGAGCUUUUACCUGCUCAACAACUCUCAGUUUGUAAGUUGUAUCCAGCUUUUCCUGCAGUACGACAGCGUUUGUCCUCAAGGUGUGACGCAGCAUGUCACACAUCGAGUCGCACCACUUCUAACCGGAACCACUUACGGGGACAAUGUCCGUCUGCUGAACAGUGUCAUUCAGAGUCACGUUGUAGAAAGCUCUCGGCCCAGUUGUGUUGGAGCCGCUGCAGUGCUGGAGUUCUGGGUGGGGAUCCUGACCCAGCAGAACUUUUGGUAUCGAGACAAGACGGUCCUGUUCCUCAUGGAUCAGAUCUGCAGUGCUGCCUUUAUUCACCACCAGGAGGAAUGUGUGCAAAAGCUCCUCUAUCAGCAGCAUAAGAAUGCCUUGAGUUACCAUGGAGAUCGGGGUCUGCUCUCCUCUCUGGUUGGCUGGAUUGCUGGAAAUGCCACGCCAUCAUUUGUAGAGGGCCAAUCCCUGAGUGGAGAAGUUUGGUUUGCCUGGCUGGUGCUGAACAUGGAGGGGCUGUUUGAGGAAGAGUCUCAGCUGAGACGCUGCGUCGAGCAUGAGCUCCUGUCAGAGCCCAGCAUCUCCCCAGAUCAAGCAUUAAAGCGGGCACAGCAGAGGCUGAAGCUGCCAGUGGUUCCCUCUCUGCAGAGGCUGCAGGUGUACCGCUGGGCGUGUCAGGCCCUAGCCACCCCACCUGAUCACCCCCUCCUCCCCCUCAUCUGGCAGAAGUUCCUGCAGCUCUACCUCAGACAGCCUGGACCUGAGUACGGGCUGGCAGCAGGGGGGUGCAUCGGACGAAGGUUCUUCCAGGCUUCUUCUUAUCCUGCUUUACUUAAAGAUCUGAGGCAGAGAAUACAAGAGGUGUCUGACUUCCACUACGCUGCCAGCCAGGCUCUCAAGGUGCCCUUGCUAAACACACCUUCAUCGGACAACCAGGGGGAAGAAACCCCGGGCAAUGCCCAACCACCUUACCUCACCUCUCCUCAGCUCCACUCAGAACUGGUCAGGUUGUUUGGUGUGUUUGCCUUGUGGAUUGAUGAUGGGACCCUGCAGAAGCAGGAAGUGUACCUUCCCUCCCUUCCACCCGAAUAUGAAGCUCACAGACUGGCACAGGUCAUGCAGCGACAACAGGAACUUUGGCUAGAAUAUAUAGACCAGGAGCGUCUUCAGUAUGAUGAGAGGGAGGUUCUGUCUCUGUGGGAGAAGGUGCAGAGUGAGCCCACAUUCCUGCAGCCUCAAAGUUCUGGCUUCACAGACUACACCAGCCAAAGCACUGCAAAAGAGCGCAUCCUUUCCAAUCUGCAGAAGCAUCCGGUUCCUCUUCGAGCUCCUGAGCUCCAGGACCAGAAGGCUCCAGUGGCCGAUGUUCCCACUGCUUGUCUCUCUGACUAUAAAGCUGCUGCUAAACUCAUACAGCAGGACCUCAGCAUUUUACAAGAUCAGGCCAGGAUUGCUGUUGCGCGUGAAGCCCAGCAGGUGGCGAUGGAGCAGGAGCUUCUGGAGAGCCUUUCUUUGCUUUUUAAGAACCAGCCAGAGCAAGUUAGCAUGGCCCUGGAGUGUAAAGGGAAAGGAGGCCAGCCAUGUCUAGGACCAGCAAACAUCACCGUCACAUGUGAUCGUGCCCAGAGACAGGAGGCAGUGCACAACCAGAUAACUUUGCUGCGCAGGGACAUCAAGAAGCUCCAGACUGAUUGUAUGGCUCCUCCACCUCAAAGCUUGGCCCAAGCUGCAGUUCACACUGAGAACUUCAUCACGGCUCUUGUGAAUAAUUUCAAAGCACAGAAAUCUCCAGUUGUGCAACAAGUUGGUGUGUCGGCCUUUUACCAGGUGGUCUCCUUUGUGUGUGAGGACACACUGCGGCACCCCCCAACACGGCAGUACCUCUCAUCGUGUGUGGAGAUACUGGGACAGGUUUUUAUCCAGGGGAAUGCAGAGGAGUGUGGUCAUGUCCUGAAGACCAUCUUGGAGCAGAGGCUUCUUUGUCCCCUAAUCUCCCCCUUCUUCACUCCAAACGCAGCCCCCGCUCAGUUCGUCUUCCUCUACCAAGACGUGGUGACAUCUCUUCAAAUCGACACUGCUGAUGUCAUUUUCAUGCUGCUCACCAAAUUCGAUUUGUCCCAUUGGCUGAAUGAGGCUCAUCCUGUGUUUUCGGAGAGAACGCGUUUGCUGGAGCUGAUCCACGGAGCUCUCUGCGUCUGCGGCCGAGACCCCGAGCCUGAACUUCUCACGCCAUUUCACCUUUUCACCAAACACUGGACCUUGCUUUUACGCCACCACUUCCCAGACCAUUACAGUGAUUGUCUGCGUCUGCUCAUGACCAGUUCAUCAAACCAGAUGUUGAGUCCAGAGUGCUGGAAAGUUACAUUGCGAGUGCUUGGCUGCUUGCCUCCAGCCCGCAGCGUCAAAAGCAAAACUGAACCAUCUCCCAACACUUUCGGACCCUCCGCUUCUCCCUACAGACCCUCCAUCAGUCUCUCUCCUCAGCAGGCGGAUGAGACGGUUGACUGGCUGAGUGACUACUUCCUGAGAAGUCGUCUCAGUAAACCUGAGCUCCGCAGCUUCGGCCUCUUCUCCUCCUGGGUUCCUUACAUCAGUCACAUUGUUAUCUUCUGGGAACAUCUGAUUGGUUGCACUAUCAGCGUGCACGUCAGCAGCUGCGCCAGAGAGUCAGUGGGCAGCAGCAGAACCAUGACAGCUCUGCAGGACCUGUACAGCAAGCUUGGGAAGUUAUUUAAGCCCUGGAUCUUUCCUCUGGACAGCAGUGAAGGCGGUAACAUUAAGUGUUACCCCUGGCUGGAGACUGAUGCGAGUGCAGCGGGACAUCUGGUUGGUUUGUACGUUCAACUGACUGACACAAUUCAUUACAAAUUCAGAGAUCGCCUGCUGCCUGGUCAGAGAGGAGCUCUGUGGCUGUGUUUGAUGCAGUACUGUGAGAGCUGCACCUCUCCUCGCACACCCGAGUACCUGCUAUACAUGUACCACACACACCUCCGCAGCCUGCCCUGGAAGCACCUGCAUCCCGACACCCAGCUCAUGGAGCAAUUCUUCAAUGUGGAGAGAGGAAGUCCCAAGAGCUGCUUCCUGUUUAUGGGAGAACUGAUGUGUGAAGUGAACUGGGUCAGUGUCCUAAGUGACCACUUACAAACACCUCUUGGCUCUACAACAUAUCCAGCUCUGACAGAUGUGGCUACGCAGAAGGAGUCACUCACCAUGCUGGUCUAUCUGCUCUACAUGCUUGUUUUUCUAGCCAAAGAGGAGCAACUCCUGAGUAAACAGGACCCCCCUCUGCUCAGUCUGCUGGUUCAGUCCACCUCUCUACCCUGGCACCAACUUGACCUCUCCUCGUACCAGGGCAUUCUGGGAUAUGUCAGCACACACUACCCUCCGUCUCUGCUCCUCAGUUCAGAUUCUGCUUCUCAGUUGCUGCUGAAAUUACUCCGUAGUGCUGCAGGUCUCCACCCACACCCCAAUGAGGAUCCACACCAGGAAGAGACCCUGAAGGCAGGAGGUUAUAUUUGCUGGUGUGUGCAGUCACUGGUGACUCUGGAACAAGGAGGUGGCAUCGUCCUCAGCAGCCUGGAGGCUCAGCUGGAGACACUUCUGGAGAGUGUGGUUACCUUCAACCCUCCAGAUGUGGAUUUGGAGCAAAGACACAUGGCGUUCUGCAGUCUCUUCAGUGAUGCACUGGCCUUGCUCAACGGGGUGGGAGUCUCAGCGGGCGAGGCUUUAGCUGCUCAUGUCAUUACCUGGCUGGACAGGAAGGGGAGGGGAUUUCCCAUUCUGCCUCUUCUCACAGCCUGCUCAUGCUGCCUCGCAUCAGUGCGACACAUGACCCGCAUCAUGGAGGCAUGCAUCACGGCACACUUCAACCACGCUGAGGAGGAGCCUGUAGGUUGGGGCCCUGUGUUAGCGUCCCUGCAGGUGCCUGAGCUCACAAUGGAUGACUUCCUCUCCGAGAGCCAAUCAGGAGGCAGCUUCCUGACACUCUACGCCUUCAUCCUGCAGCGCCUCAACGCUGAAUGCACACAAGCCAAUGACAGGAGGAUUCUGGCUCUCAUUACCACAUGGACCACCCAAGUCUUCCCCAGUGGUCCAGGUGAUGAAGCAAAACUGUUCCUGUGGUGGCACAAGGCACUGAAUCUGUACGUGGAGCAGCUGCAGCCACAGGCAGGUCACACUGAAGUGUCAGGAGUUGUCAUGGGUCUGAUGAGCCUGCAGAGCAGACUGCUUCAACUCGGAGAAGAACGACAGAACUCUGGACUCCUGGGAGCCAUAGGCCUUGGGAAGAGGUCUCCUGUUUCUAAUAGGUUCAAGGUGGUUGUUCGCAGUUUAGCAGCAUUCCUGUCCGUCCAGAUGCCAGAGACUGAGCUUAGACUCCAACCCACUCCUGACCUGCAACUCUCUGCAAAAGCACAACAAACACUGGGAAUGUUGGAGGCCAUGUCCAGCAAUAAGCAGUACGCUGAGCUGGAGGAGCCUUUGAAUAAGGCUGUCCAGUUCAUCCGCUACCCAGGACACUGUCUCAAAGAUGGCCCCCGACUGCUGGCCCUGCUUGUCAGCCUCCUGUACUCAGACCUCAGAUACCUACACAUCAUUCGUUAACUUGGACUCAACCUGACAAAUGCUCCAGAUUUCAAGGACAUUACCUUCCUGAGGCAAAUAAUAGUCAACAUCUAAUUUUUGCAAACAAAAUAAUACUUGAGCACAACGUUU
This is a messenger RNA of Nematolebias whitei (Rio pearlfish), 8082 nucleotides long. RefSeq names its product ectopic P-granules autophagy protein 5 homolog (C. elegans) (gene epg5). The record is from RefSeq and is a predicted model, not a curated record. Gene Ontology annotation, biological process: autophagosome maturation. Lineage: Eukaryota; Metazoa; Chordata; Actinopteri; Cyprinodontiformes; Rivulidae. The transcript is spliced from 45 exons. Gene Ontology annotation, cellular component: cytoplasm. The coding region runs from base 232 to 7971 and encodes 2579 amino acids.